UUUUGUAGCUUUAUACAGCUGAUUUAAUUGGAUAACAAUAAUGCUGACGUUUACAUGUUUUAUUUUUAACUGAUCGACCCCUAAAUAAGUAACGACAAGUUGGUGCUGAAUACUUGGAUAGAAUUUAUAAAAAAAACUUGAAAAAUGAAACGAUUUUUCAUUGGACAACUUAUAAUUUCACCAAUUAAGCCUUAUUUAAAGAAGCGCUAAAAUAUACGGUAUUAUUCAUUUACAUUAUCAGUGACUGGAAAUAUAAUGGUUUCUUAAACGUGUUAAACAUCAAAUUGAUUUUUCGAAAUUCGAGACGGGCUUUGUCAAUUCAUUCUAAAUCACCUCUAGUUUACGUUCGUUAAACUUUACCUCAAGGCGAAAGAGGACUGAUUCUUUUAAUUAUAUAGCGUAAGCGAUAUUCAGUGGUAAAUAAUGCAAUUCAAAACAGUAUAUUUGAGUUUUGUAUUUUUGUUUUCCAUAGAAUAUUGUUCAGUGUUCGCGAUCAUUUCUACAAAUGCAACAUUUAAUGGAUACAGGAAAUGGGCACCUGUAAACAACUCAAGGGAUGACAUGUAUUGCCCUGAUCACUGUUACAACAAUCCUGAUGAAGACGAACGCUGUUGUUGUUGUGAAGCUGUCACGUGCUGGCAACUUGAUCCGACUGCAUGCAAUGUAACAAUUGGACAGCUGUAUGUUGAAUAUAAGGAUAUUUAUGGAUCAGCAUUGUUCAUUCCUUCAGGAAAUCAUACCUUAUACGAAGCUGUUCACAGAAAUGGUAGACUAACAAAAUUUCCUGAUAAUCUAUGUGACUUUGCUGACAGUCUUGUAACAUUGGAUCUUAGCUUUAACAGAAUCAAGGACAUAAGUUCCAUUACAUGUUUGAAAAAGUUGGAUACUCUCAGACUUGACUCCAAUAAAAUAACGGAACUCAGCAAUGAAACAUUCUCGGACAUGAAGUAUCUGAGGAUUGUGUCAAUGUCCAGAAAUUAUAUUGAAACACUUGAUCCUAAUACUAUUCAAAAGAAGAAUGGGAACAUUUUAGUGGCAAACUUUUCCUUCAAUAUCUUAGAAUCUAUAGAUAUCACAAAUAUUGUAAGACCGGGUCCAUUUUGCGAGAUUAACUAUGAGGGAUGCGAAAUUGCAACAGAGACAAACGUACUAAAUUACGUUAUGCACGAAAACAAUAUUCACGGUCCAGGAAAUAUCAUUUUACGCAACACAUCAACUGACUCGUUUCUUAACUUUAGUUCCCUUGGUGUGCAUGACUUUUCAAAGCUUGGAUUUUAUUUCAAAGGUCAAUUUGAUUUCGACGACAGUGACAUUGCCUGUGAUUGCAAAAUAUAUCCGGUUUUAGCUGAUUUGGGUAAAGAUGCAGCUAGAUAUUGGCCAAGAUUAGAUAUUGAUAAUAUAACAUGCAGAACUCCAGAACACAUGAAAGGUAGAAAUCUGAACAGCAUUUAUAAAACACAAUCAUUUGGGGACUUGACAUGUGACCUUCCGAACUGUCCGAAAGGUUGUACUUGUACCGAUACACCAAUAGAUGACGAAAUCAAAGUUGUGUGCAAGGGUUUAACAAGUAUGCCGGAUUUUACACCAGUGGGAUAUUGGAAUAAUGAUAGAGUUAACUUAGAUUGCAGUGAUCCUAGUAAUGAAAUAUCCCAUUUUCCUAACAAGGAGUACAUGAGCAGACUAGUUAGCAUGAACUUGAAUGGAAAUGAUAUACGGACAAUUGAUAAUAGUGCUGCAGAAAAUAUUGGUGAAGGUGUUCACAUUGAUAUAAGUGGUCAAUUAUUGAAGUAUUUACCUGACUCUUUCCGUAAAUUGAAUCCAAAUAGAAUAAUAUUUGGUACAAAUCCAGUGGAAUGUAACUGCGACAAUGUAUGGAUAGGAGAUUGGGUCAGAAAUAACCGUGCACAUGGAAAUCUGAAAUGUUCCACAAGUAAAGGUUUGGUUCCAGCUGAAGAUAUUUCCUCAGACUUUCUAGAUUGUCUUGCAACGGUGACAGUUCCUUAUUUUGUUCCGGUUCUUCUUGGUUUGGUAUUUCUUUUAUUGUUUACAUUUAUUGUGUUAUCGUAUUAUUUUAGAUAUGAGAUUCUGCUCUUGAAACGAAAACUUUUCGAUAAAAAAGCAAAACCUGACGACUUUGAAUACGAUGCAAUGUUCUCAUUUUCUGAAGACAAUAUGGAGGUUUUCCGCUGGAUUGAACGUGGGAUCAUGCCUGCACUUCGCAGAGAAGGGUACUCGGUUUUUGUUCCGUUUUACGAUAUCUCGUUUGGCAGUAAAAAAGAGGACCAUCUUACUGAGGGCAUAAAUAAGAGCAGAAACUAUGUGGUAUUUCUCUGUAGCAAAUAUCUUUGCGAUGAAAGCUCUGUUCAAGAAUUUGAAAUAUUAUGGAAACAGUUCUAUUCGAACGCUUCUAAGAACAUUAUUGUUGUAAAUUUUGACAAUUUCUCAAGUUCAGAAAUUAAGAAUAAGCAAUUAAGUGCUUUCAGAAGAAUUGAAGACGAUGUUAAUUUCAUAGACAGAGAAAUAAAAAUUUUAGAGCGCAUGAAGCAACGUAUUGGUCCUCCGCGAAGCAAACCUUUGAAUGUCAUUGUAACUGUUGAUGAGUUUCAGACAAGUUCCAAAGAUGCCUGUGAGAUAAAGAAUGAUAUAGUUGAUAAAGAAAUGAAAACUGUACAACCCAAAACGGUGCACGAACGUCUUGCGCAACCGAAAAAGACUACAUGUAAUUGCCGAUACAGGAAAUGCUAUUUAUGCGCAACGGAUAUGAACAGUGAUGGGAAGUUAAGAAAUAGUACUUUAUCAGUAGGAAUAACAAGACAUAGAUGCUUUGGAAAAAAAACAUAUCCUAUGAACUAAAACCAAAUGCUCUAAGAAAGACAGAGGCACUACGUGUUUUGUACCAGCUUGUUUUUAAGGCAUCUUUCAAUUCGAAUUAUCACAAAUACAAAUACAAAUUAAUCAUGCAACGUUUUUGUUCAUCUUAAGUCUUUUGUUAAAUGCAUUCAAAGAAAACUGCUUUUAUUUUAUUUGUAUUGUUUAAAUAUUGUGUUAUUUUUUUUUUACUUUAAUGGUAUAAAGCCAU
Ruditapes philippinarum (Manila clam) is the source of this 3079-nucleotide messenger RNA. RefSeq lists its product as uncharacterized. Gene Ontology annotation, cellular component: extracellular matrix. The coding region runs from base 424 to 2853 and encodes 809 amino acids. The transcript has a single exon. Lineage: Eukaryota; Metazoa; Mollusca; Bivalvia; Venerida; Veneridae. Gene Ontology annotation, biological process: signal transduction. Gene Ontology annotation, molecular function: protein binding. The record is from RefSeq and is a predicted model, not a curated record.